AUGACCAACCAACUUGGAAAGUGGAGCGUUGAAGCAGGCGGGCAGUCCUUGCAUCCACGUCAGUACUACAAGGUACUAGGGCUGGAGCAGUUCGCCACCAGCAACAAGUUCAAGAGCUUCCAAUGCAUUUCCAGGCAGUCGACCGGCGAACGUCGGACCCUGCAGAUCGCUCUCUCGAAUGUGUCAAUGACACGGCCGUACAGCUGUACGUUCAACAAAACGCAGGGACUCCGACACGACCUUUUCGACCGCGACUCAGACCGUCGCCAGGUUUCUCAGGUCUUGCCAAAAUAUUUCGGACGGGGCGCGUUGACGUGUUCAACUCGACGCUAG
Purpureocillium takamizusanense is the source of this 333-nucleotide messenger RNA. RefSeq lists its product as uncharacterized. The coding region runs from base 1 to 333 and encodes 110 amino acids. The transcript has a single exon. The record is from RefSeq and is a predicted model, not a curated record. Lineage: Eukaryota; Fungi; Ascomycota; Sordariomycetes; Hypocreales; Ophiocordycipitaceae.